Molecule: messenger RNA, 742 nt
Organism: Glossina fuscipes
Lineage: Eukaryota; Metazoa; Arthropoda; Insecta; Diptera; Glossinidae
Gene: DCTN6-p27
Product: dynactin subunit 6
Exons: 3
Coding region: 70-651 (193 amino acids)
Biological process (GO): mitotic spindle organization
Cellular component (GO): dynactin complex
Molecular function (GO): dynein complex binding
Source: RefSeq, a predicted model, not a curated record
AGUUACCAGUUUUUUCGAAUACUUUUGAAAGAAAUAAAGUUUCGUUUGUGGAAAAAUUAAAACAACAAAAUGCCAGCUGUUGAUCAAAACGACAUUAAAAUCAUGCCUAAAUCGAUUGUUUGUGAAGAUAGCAUCCUUCGUGGUGACAUCACAAUUUUACCAGGAUGUAUUGUGCAUCCUAGCGCCUCUAUAAUUGCCGAAGCAGGUCCUAUUGUGUUUGGUGAAAAUUGUAUUGUAGAAGAAUACGCUAAAAUUGUCUACCCCUUGACAGAGGAUCAGAUGAAGAUCAAAGAAGCCGGUGUGGAAGCUCUACCGCCUUUAAUAAUUGGCAUUAACAAUGUUUUCGAGGUGGGUUGUACAGUAGAAGCAAGUCGCAUCGGCGAUAAAAAUGUUUUUGAAUGUAAAAGCUACGUUGGUCCGGAGGUCAGUAUAUCAAACGGUUGUGUAAUAGGUGCUGGGGUGACCUUGCGAUGCAAACAACAUUUGCCAGAGUUCACAGUUAUAUACGGCAGAGGUUAUUUACAACGUGAAGCCAUUGAUAAACAUGUCUCGCAGACUCUUCAAAUUGAUUUCUUACGGAAAGUUUUGCCCAACUACCAUCUUCUACGUAAACCCAAUUAUGAUCCCAAGAAGAAUCGAAACGUUAUAUGAUACUUAAGACUAAGCUAAUUUAUUCUUUCUUGGACAGAGAAAUUUGAAUUUUAUCUUUAUCAUUAAACGCCUUAAUUUCAGCUUCAAAUGU